Molecule: messenger RNA, 2366 nt
Organism: Hyaena hyaena (striped hyena)
Lineage: Eukaryota; Metazoa; Chordata; Mammalia; Carnivora; Hyaenidae
Gene: MAPKAP1
Product: MAPK associated protein 1
Exons: 13
Coding region: 396-1964 (522 amino acids)
Biological process (GO): TORC2 signaling
Cellular component (GO): plasma membrane; TORC2 complex; cytoplasm
Molecular function (GO): phosphatidylinositol-4,5-bisphosphate binding
Source: RefSeq, a predicted model, not a curated record
CCGGUGCGCGGGGUGCGGUUCCGGGUCGUGGCGCGGCUCGGGGCAACAGGGCUGCUGCUCGGCUGGCCGGCGGCGGCGAGCAGUGCGGGCAUGAGGGCGAGCUGGGAAAGCGGGAAUUGAGCCGGCCGGGAAGAGCGCCAGUCCCCAAGGAGUCCGAGAGUGAGGAGCCCGGGGCAGGGGGCCGGGAGGCGCGGGGAAGCCGGGCUCUUCCCUCAGGAACGUGUCCCGGGGCCCACCCGGCCCGUAGUGUGGCAGCAGCUUCAGAUUAGGAAGACUCAGGAUAAAUUACAUGUCUGGUACCAGAAAGAGACAGGAUUCAAACCCAGGGAGGUGAGCACGUGAAACAAUAUGAAGAGGAGAAAAUAGCCUUUUAAGGAAAUUGGCCCACAGAAAGGAUGGCCUUCUUGGACAAUCCAACUAUCAUUCUAGCUCAUAUUCGACAGUCACAUGUGACCAGUGAUGACACAGGAAUGUGUGAGAUGGUUCUCAUUGAUCAUGAUGUUGACCUAGAGAAGAUUCAUCCUCCUUCAAUGCCCGGAGACAGUGGGUCAGAAAUUCAGGGAAGCAAUGGUGAGACUCAGGGCUAUGUAUAUGCCCAGUCAGUCGAUAUUACCUCAAGUUGGGACUUUGGUAUUAGAAGACGCUCAAAUACAGCUCAAAGAUUAGAACGACUCCGAAAAGAGAGACAAAACCAGAUCAAAUGCAAAAAUAUUCAGUGGAAAGAAAGAAAUUCUAAGCAAUCAGCCCAGGAGUUAAAGUCACUUUUUGAAAAAAAGUCCCUCAAAGAGAAACCUCCAAGUUCUGGAAAGCAGUCAAUAUUAUCUGUACGACUGGAGCAGUGCCCUCUGCAGCUGAAUAACCCCUUUAAUGAGUAUUCCAAAUUUGAUGGCAAGGGUCAUGUCGGCACAACAGCAACCAAGAAGAUCGACGUCUACCUCCCCCUGCACUCGAGCCAGGACAGACUUCUGCCAAUGACUGUGGUGACAAUGGCCAGCGCCAGGGUGCAGGACCUGAUCGGGCUCAUCUGCUGGCAGUACACAAGUGAAGGACGGGAACCGAAGCUCAAUGACAAUGUCAGUGCCUACUGCUUGCAUAUUGCUGAGGAUGACGGGGAGGUUGACACCGACUUCCCCCCUCUGGAUUCCAACGAGCCCAUUCAUAAGUUCGGCUUCAGUACUUUGGCCCUGGUUGAAAAGUAUUCAUCUCCUGGUCUGACAUCUAAAGAGUCACUCUUUGUUCGAAUAAAUGCUGCUCAUGGAUUCUCCCUGAUUCAGGUGGACAACACAAAGGUCACCAUGAAAGAAAUCUUGCUUAAGGCAGUGAAGCGAAGAAAAGGAUCCCAGAAAAUUUCAGGCCCUCAGUACCGCCUGGAGAAGCAGAGCGAGCCUAAUGUCGCCGUGGACCUGGAGAGCACUUUGGAGAGUCAGAGCGCAUGGGAGUUCUGCCUGGUCCGCGAGAACAGUUCAAGGGCAGACGGAGUUUUUGAGGAAGAUUCACAAAUUGACAUAGCCACAGUACAAGACAUGCUUAGCAGCCACCAUUACAAGUCAUUCAAAGUCAGCAUGAUCCACAGACUGCGAUUCACAACCGAUGUCCAGUUAGGUAUCUCUGGAGACAAAGUAGAGAUAGACCCUGUUACGAAUCAGAAAGCCAGCACUAAGUUUUGGAUUAAGCAGAAACCCAUCUCAAUCGAUUCUGACCUGCUCUGUGCCUGUGACCUUGCUGAAGAAAAAAGCCCCAGUCACGCAAUAUUUAAACUCACGUAUCUAAGCAAUCAUGACUAUAAACACCUCUACUUUGAAUCUGACGCUGCUACUGUCAAUGAAAUUGUACUCAAGGUUAACUACAUCCUGGAAUCGCGAGCAAGCACUGCCCGGGCUGACUAUUUUGCUCAAAAACAAAGAAAACUGAACAGACGUACAAGCUUCAGCUUCCAGAAGGAGAAGAAAUCAGGGCAGCAAUGACACCGGCCUCCAACCCCAAUCUGUCGCCGUAGCUCAGAGCCUAUCUGCCAGGGCCAAGUGGGCCUAAGGCCCGCCCCGUGUCCUGCAGUGCUCGGGAACAGGCCAGCCCCUGGCUUGCGGGCACAAGGCUGGGGGGCUCUUGGGGAGCAGAGCUGGGGACGUCUCCGCGGGACCGAAGCCUGAUCAGCAGUGGCUUUGCUGAGCAGUGCCGGGGGCCAGAAGACACAGACGCCACGCCCAGCCACCCUCACUGCCCGACGGCCCUGCCGAGGAUGCACAUGGCCGUGGAUGCACAUGGCGGUGCCCAGACAUUGCCCUGCAACUUGAUCAAAUGUCUUCAAACAAAGAACAAAAAUGUACAUUUCUUUUUUUUUUUUUCCUUUUAAUAAACAGGUGUACUCU